UGCGGAGUUGGAUUUCCAGUCGACGUCGUGCUGGACCGAAACAAAAUGUCUGUGAAACACUGUCGUCAGCGGACUUUGACUGCGCCCAGGACUAUCGACGGGCGGCAAAUGGACCCCGAUGGACCCUCCCGAUGGACCAGGCAUGGACGGACAUGAUCAUCAGUCAGUCAAUGGCGGCGAUAGGUAGCGUUUCUUUCUGUAGGCGCGUCGUGGACGUGCGGCCUCUUCUUGGGUCGUCACUACCGGUAGCUAUGGAGGGGAACACACCUGUAGACGUUGGUGGUAGGAAAGGUAUCGCCAUGUAGGAGCAUCAGACAGAGUGAUUAACCUUCUCCUACUCUCCCCGGACACGCGGUUGCGCACGUGGUUGCUGCCGAUCUGCACGGAAAAGAAGGGGGGGGGGGGGGGGGGGGGGGGGGGGGGGGGGGGGGGGGGGGAGGGGGGGGGCGCGCGCGGGAGAAACGUGGUGGCGGGCGGGUUGGAGGUGAACAUCUGUCGUCAGUAGGGGGUUAUGGGGUUCGGGGAGGCCAACACGAGAGGCUUGGCUCUUGCAUCCGAGUUGGUUCGUCAUGGCGGGAAACGAUUCCGCAUGGCAGGAAACGGAUCCGCAUGGCGGGAACUCCGUACUGGUGGUGGUGGUGGUGGUGUUGGAUUGGCCGUGACGUCAUCUUUGGUGCUGUCGGGGUCGGGAUCGAUAGCGGCGGCGGUCGCUGCGGCUGCCAUCAGCUCUCUCCCUGCGGCUCAUUGCGAAUCAACGCCAGGAGGAGGAGGAUCAUGCACGUCGCUAUGGAUGUCAUCGAGACGCGUGGAAUGGACACCUCAGGAGGGAGGUCACCGUUGCCGACGAGGAUGCCCAGGAGGAGGUGGUAGAGAGAAGGUGUCGAGCGUAGAGGAUGAGCGAUGGAGGAUCCGGCGAUGGUGGAUUCCGGUCGCUUGGUGCGAGGAAAUGGUGAAGGCAGAGGAUGGGAAAGUGUAUCAUAUCGAGCUGAAGUCAUUGUUAUCAGCGUUUCAGGGCAAAGCGUUUUUCACGACAGUAAUAAGGCAAAUCAUCACCCACUUUAUGCCGGUUGUGCAGUACUACAUUACUCCUGAUGAAGAGGAUGAAGACGACGAAGAUCCAAUGGCGACGGCGAUGCAGUCGGCGCCACCGCUCCCUCCUCCAGACGUCCAUCUGCACGCCAAACGCACAGGUCUCGCGAUAGCCAGAGAGCUAGCAGUGACGACAACAAGACGAGUCCUGGAGCGUGUGGCAGUCAAGAAGCUCUCUGUCCCUCUUGCAUGGAAGUUGACAAAAGACAUUCAGAAAUCUGCUCUGAGAAAGGCGGCCAGGAACUUCAGGGGCUCACAGAUGUUUUUGCGAAUGUGCAGAACAACUGUCAGAGCGCACGUGUUGCAAAUUGCUGCAGCAUGGUUAGUGCAGUGUGUGACGGAUUUGACGACUUGCGUUGUGAGAUGCUGGCGCCUUCGGCGGCUCGAGAAGAAGGAGAUUGGGCAUUUGAACGAAGAUGAAGAAGGACGUCCAAUUCGAGUAGAGGUUGCCGUCUUUGCAGAACAGAUGGCUGGUAAUACUUCCAGGGCUGUUGGGUCUUUAGCUAUGGCCUCAGCAGGUGCAGGACUUGGGAGCCUUAGGUACAUGCUGACCAUGCAUGUCACACAGUCAGUAAGGCAAUCUGGUACCGGUGACCAUGUCACACAGUAACUAAGGCAAUCUAAGGCAAUCUGGUACCGGUUCUUAGGAGUCCUCGGCUAUGGCAGUAGCAAGUGUAGCUGCUAACCUCUUGAAGCACCGGUACUUCCUAGAGUCGCGCCCGUUAACGCGCCACGAUUUUAGGCAACGUACGGGCUACUACAGGAGCGCCCAAAUUCAUCCGACUAGAAACGUUUCUACUCUAUUUUUUUCGGCGGCCGAUAGCUGGGCCAAGUGCUUGUGGUUUAACCUUUUGUUUUUCUUCCCAGGUUUUAAUUAUUGAACAUGCUGCCGUGAGCAUUUGGCUACAGCAGACUGAUGAUCAGGAAUUAAAAAAAUGCGAUGUUGGACAUAAAAAAGGACCCUCGGGCAACCACCAUAGCUGAACACGAUUGUGGAAACGGCUGCCACUGUGUCGUAGGUAGAAAGUGACGGCGACAGAUUGAAUUGUUGUUGCACGUGUAGAGUAGAGUAAAUAAGUAAAAUGGUA
Molecule: messenger RNA, 2177 nt
Organism: Chara braunii
Lineage: Eukaryota; Viridiplantae; Streptophyta; Charophyceae; Charales; Characeae
Source: the annotation of a GenBank genome assembly